AUGGAUAACCUUGAAAAUCAUCAUUGUAAUAGGGCUUUUGGAAUGACAAAUGAACAAAUAGAAAUUCUUCGAAAACAAAUCGCAGUUUAUGCAUACAUCUCUGAACUCCUCAUUCAAAGACAUAAUAACUUUUCUUCUUGCCAACACUUCACUAGUGGGGCUAGGAUGAAAUUGAUUUAUGAUCCAUUAUUGAUAAACAAAAUAAGUUUGAAGCAGCGUUGGAAACCAACAAAUUCACAGAUUCAAGCCCUGGAGCAAAUAUAUGCAGCUGAUCAGCGGACUCCAAACAAGGAAAGGAUAAAGAAGAUAACAGUUGAUUUAAGUAAAUUCGGGCCGAUUUCAGAGUUCAAUGUAUAUAUUUGGUUUCAAAAUAGGCGUGCUAGGUUAAAGAAAAAGAAGAAUAAUGUUGAUGUUAAAUCAAAAGUAGAGAUCAAGGUUAAUUCUAAAGAUAAGAAGAUCGAACAAAACAAGUCUGUUGCGUCUUCGUCUGACAAAAAUUUAGGCCACCAAAACUCUCAAGUGAAUUCUGACUUUUCACCAUACUUAAAUCCUGAGUUAGAAGAUCUUUUUGCGAUUCUCUAA
Molecule: messenger RNA, 582 nt
Organism: Lathyrus sativus (Indian pea)
Lineage: Eukaryota; Viridiplantae; Streptophyta; Magnoliopsida; Fabales; Fabaceae
Source: the annotation of a GenBank genome assembly